Patiria miniata (bat star) is the source of this 3913-nucleotide messenger RNA. Its product is annotated as aminopeptidase N-like. NCBI's taxonomy places the organism in Eukaryota, Metazoa, Echinodermata, Asteroidea, Valvatida, Asterinidae. The record is from RefSeq and is a predicted model, not a curated record. Gene Ontology annotation, biological process: proteolysis; peptide catabolic process. Gene Ontology annotation, cellular component: cytoplasm. The transcript has 17 exons. Gene Ontology annotation, molecular function: peptide binding; zinc ion binding; metalloaminopeptidase activity. Bases 16 to 2967 code for a protein of 983 amino acids.
GCCAACGGAAUUUAAAUGGCGCGUUCGCAAUUUGAAGUGAAAGAAAAUGCCUCAGACGACGGUUCCACCGGCAGUCGCAAACGGAACGUGGUCGAGUGCAGUGUGGCUCAUCUGGCGUUUGUCAUACUUGGGUUCUGUGUUGUCACCACGGCUGUGGCACUCAUGGUGUACUACAUCCCGGACCGCUCGGGUAUAAUAGGUACCAAAGCGCCGAUUGAAGAACCCAAACGCACCACGACUGUGUACACCACGGAGUCCCAUCCUCGGCAAACAACACUGCCCGACUCGACUCCCACCGUACCAGCUAGAUCGACCGCAGGUCAAACCACGGCAGAACUGCCAACUGAAGACCCCCUGAUGGUGGGCCGGCUACCCCGCACUGUACUACCUCGUAGGUAUCUCCUCAACGUCCGGCCGUACCUCUACGAGAACGAUGGGCCGCUCAACAGCUCGUACACCUUCGACGGAUGGGUGCGGAUCAAAGUCGAGUGCGUAGUCCCGACGGACGAGAUCGUACUCCACUCGUACGCACUCACCGUGCACGGUGCGCCGAACGUUACGGGCUCGGACUAUGGAGACUCCGGCCAACUGCUGGACCAUUUCACGUUUGACAAGGACAACAUGUUCCUGGUUCUGAAGUUGAAAGAAAGCCUCCAGCCGCGAAAGAAUUAUGAAAUCAGCAUUGAGUUUACUGGGCUGCUAGACAAACAAGAUGUUGCGGGGUUUUAUGUCAGCGAAUAUUACACGAAUGAAGGCGCGAAAAGACUCACAGCCACAACUCAAAUGGAGGGACCACACGCCCGCCGCGUCUUGCCCUGCUUCGACGAGCCGUCUUUCAAGGCGUCUUUCGACGUCCAGAUAGAACAUCGAAGCGACAUGAUCGCCCUGUCGAAUGGAAUGGAGACUAGCACAAUACAGCUGGACAAUCACUGGUCUAGGACGUAUUUCAAGCGUGUCGGGGACAUGCCAACCUAUCUCCUGGCUAUGGUUGUGCACGACUUUCAGAAUGUCAGCGGUACGACAGAAGACGGCUGUCUGGUUCGAGUGUGGAUACAGCCUGAGUACAUUCUAAACGUUUCCACAGCUUUGGACUACGCAAUUAGGAUCCAGACAUUCUUUAAUUCCUUCCUCGACAUGAAGUAUCCACUUGAGAAGCUUGACCACAUUGGAAUUAAGAAGAUGUAUGGAGCAAUGGAGAACUGGGGUCUAGUCACUUAUGACGAAAACCUGCUGAUUGACGAAGCUGAUGAUCUGACAAUUACACACGAGGUGUCCCAUCAGUGGUUUGGCAACCUAGUGACUCCCGAAUGGUGGGACGACAUAUGGCUGAACGAGGGAUUCGCCAACUACCACCAGCAUAUUGGGAUGGACUAUCUGGACUCGGGACAGCAAGAGUAUGAGAAUUUUUAUCAGAUGACAAUGUCGGGAGCCCUUGAAAUGGACAUCAAAUAUCUGGUGGUCUCGGCCUUGAAGGAUCCAGUCUCAAGCAACGUUGACGAUAUCGAUGGCAAAAUUGUGACCUUCACCUAUGUCAAGGGUGGCUCCAUCACAUUCAUGAUGAAACAUUUCUUGUCCGACGGAGUGUUCGAGAAGGGAAUCCGUAACUACUUGAAAGAGCGCGCCUAUAAGAAUGCUAAUGUCGACGAUCUUUGGGAGGAACUGACCUACGCCGACCAAGACGUCGGGAAACACGACAUGAAGAAGAUCAUGGACACGUGGACUCUGCAGCGUGGCGCCCCGCUGGUAACCCUAAAUAGAACUGGUGACACUAUCGUAGCAACGCAGGAAAGAUUGUAUACUGGUUUCCCGCAUCACCCAGAUCCCUUUAGCGAGCGUUAUUACAUCCCCCUCACAUACGUCCACAAGUCGGAUCCGAACAACUCAAUGACAGUCUUCAUGGAGCCAGCUACCGCAGAAACGAUCGUGAAUCUUGAGGGAGCAUCUCAAGACGAUUGGUACCUAGCCAACUUCUUGCAGACCGGAUACUACUUCGUCACCUACGAUCUCCAGAAUUGGCAACGAAUUGUCGACCAGGCACAGAAAGACCCCAAUGUCUUUUCACACCUGAAUCAGAUUGGUAUGAUGCACCAGGUCAGGCUCCUUGCGAGAGCUGGUAUCGUCCCCUACAACAUAUCUGACUCUUUGAUCGAAGCCUUGAGCAAGUCCUCGCAAGGCACAAGGAAGGCUGCUCUUGAAGAUGACAUGUUGGAUCUGAGCCUACUCAGAGGUCAGAGGUCACGCAAGGUCAUCGAGCGACGCGUUUUGGAUAACAUCAAUCGUCUGUACAGUGAGAUCGGAUGGCGAGAAGCUACUACCACAGACCCAUCUACAUCAAGACGGAUAGGUGAGAAGCCUCGCUUAGACAUUACUUCAUUGGCGUGUUUCCAUGGCAACAGUGAUUGCGUCAACCAAGCGACUACACUCUUCAAGGAGUUAAUGGACAACCCACUGAUAAACAGUGCCAAGCCUGCGUUUCGGUAUCUAGUGUAUUGUAACGGCAUUCGGUAUGGCGGCCAGGUUGAGUGGGACUUCGCGUGGGGUCAGCUACUAAACACUAGCGUGGAUCGUGAGAAGACACGAUGGGCAGUUGCGCUUACAUGCUCCGUCAGCCCGACCGCCCUCACGCGCUAUAUCGAUACCCUGGAUGGCUCAUCGCGUGACCAGAAUGUAUUUAAAAUCAUCUCCGCAUUGGCAGACAAUCCUAUUGGUACGGACAUGGCCUGGAUCUACCUCCAGAAGAACUGGGAGUGGUUGUUGAGUGAAUCCUUCCAAUCCGCCUCCAAUCUUCUUCUUUCCACCGCAGCAUCUUUCAGCACUACCGAUAAACUUCAAGAGUUACUAGAUUUCGGGAACGGACGUAACUUUGGUCGAGCGCAGCAGGCUUACGACACUGCCGUGAUGCAAGCCCAUCUCAAUAUUGAGUGGGUCGCGAAGUAUGAAUCGAACCAGGAGACAAUCUCCAAAUGAGUAAAAGAAAGAAAUCCGACAAAAAUCCCAAUAUUGUGUGUUUAUAAGUAUGUUUUAUUGUAAUUCACCACCGUUGAUAUAGAUGCAGUUCCUGUAGAUAGGCUAUCGUUAACACCAGCGUGUCGUAUAAGAAAAUCAUGUUUAUUGGUUGUUUUAAGCCCGGUUCAUACUUCAUGCGAAUGCGAAUGCGAAGCGAAUUGGACGUCAUGAAACAUUCGCUGGGAAAUUCGCCCGAGUUGAAAUGUGUUCAACUUUUGCGAAUUCGCAGCGCGAAUACUUGCCAUGACGUCACAGAUUCGCUUUCGCUUUCGCGCCGAGUAUGCACCGGGCUUUAUGGUUGUAAAAGGCCUUUGUGCAUUUGUUUGUCUGAUUAUGUUAAAUCUAUGGCCCUGUUUAACGUUCAUACUGCAGCUUUUUAUGCACCAAAAAGUUAAAAUACUACUGCAUAUUAUUAUUUUAGGUUAGAUUACCACUUUGCAAAGAUAUCAGUAUUGUAGAGUUUAAAAACGUUGAUUAGGCUUAUAUAAGAUUAUUCAUGGCAGUGGGUUUUUAUGCGUAUGAAAAGAAAACCGCGAAGAAGAAAUUAUAUUAAUAGCAAUGAAAAACACUUGUUGACACUGCAGUCCUCUAUGUAUAGUUAUGAUAUAGGCCUACUGUGUGUCACUACACUUGACCCGGUCUGAAUAUUGGACUUGCCCUUCGAUAAGAGAAGUUCAAAGUGAUAUAUGGAGAACUAGGGAGCAUUUGCUCACUCGCCACUAGUGCAGCUCUGUUUACGUGGGAAGACUGGCUCAUGUCUAGGCGCUCUGAGCAAACUUUCGUUAGUAUGCGGUAAGUGUGAUGGUUAAACUUACUUCCUCGCAUCGCAUCAUAAAAUAUAGGUUUUCCUCUUUCAAAUGAAUAUAAUUUCUUCAUGGUUAAAGGCGAAUAAUUAUGUGCACUUUUU